UUUUUAUUUCAGUAUUGUUCCUGUAGCAAUCACGCCACAAAGGACAUGUACUAAUAGUUCAGAGAUUGUUAACCAUCCAACAAAUUAUGGGCAUUGUCACAACAAGACAUUGAAGAAACUACCUCUUUGCUAACAAUGAGUACUUCCACAAGGAUGGAAAUUGAUAUCCCAUUACAACACAUUGAACCGAUAGAAACGUCAUCCUUACCAACUUUAAACCAACAACAGAGUGAUGACAAUAUCACUAUGACAAUGGGACACGAUGAACUUAAUGACAUAUUAGCUAACCUUAAUAUAGACAAUUUACUAGAAAAUACCAAUAAUAUAAUAACCGAAAAUGUAACUGAAACUAUUCAUCGAAGAGGGAAUCAUUACAUGGCGGCAACUAAUCAUUACACAGGUCUAUAUACAUUGGGAACUUUCACUUUUACCUGUUCUCACUGUAGAGCCUUACAUUUUUUAUGUGAAAAAAAUUCCAGAAAUGUUUAUUCAAAUUGUUGUAAGGAUGGUGCAGUACAUCUGCCUCCAUUUGAUUCAUAUCCUGAACAAUUAAGAGUACUAUUUCAAGAUCGAGAAUUUAUGGAAAACGUGCGUUAUUAUAACAAUAGUUUCGCAUUCGCCAGCCUAGCUACCAAUACUAUAAAUCCGCCUGGUCGAGGACCUUAUGUAUUCAAGGUACAGGGAGAAAUAAGACAUUAUAUAUCAAAUGUUUCAACAAAUAUUUCUAAUGAACGCAGACAAUACGGCAAUCUAUAUUUUUUGGAUACCGAACUGGCAAAUCAGCUUCGGUCUGCUGGCCCACAAAAUCGAACGGAAUUAAAUCGAGAAACCGUCGAUGUUAUUUCUAAUUACAUGCACAGCCACAAUCCUUUUGCUCAAGCGUAUAGAUUUCUUAAAGAUGUCUAUCAGGAACAACAACAUAACAAUCGUCAACUAACUUUAGAAUUGUACAUCAAUAACAACCGUGCUCGGGAUAUUAAUUUUAGACAAUAUGGCGCAGUACAAGCGAAUGAAAUAGCAGCCGUAUUUAUUUCUGAAGAUGGAAGACCGCCCCUGGAUCGUUGCUUACAUGUUUAUUGUCGAGACAACGAUCAAAUCAUCCACGAAUUACCAUAUCUUAGUGUUAACUGCGACGCAAUGACAUAUCCCCUAUUACAUCCAAGAGGUGAGCCAGGCUGGCAAUCUGGAACAGCGCAUCAACGUAGAAGAGGCAAGCUGACGCAACAGUACAUCGUAGAUGCAUACGUAAAAAUAGAACAGAGUCGAUUACAAUUUAUUACUGAAAACCAACCACGCAUCAGGCAAGAAAUAUUCCAAGGACUAAUCGACUAUUUAGACUCUAGACAACUUGAUGUUCACUAUCAACCAGGCAAUAUUUUCAUCCUACCGUCAACAUUCAUAGGAAGCCCACGCGCAUUUAGACAAAAUUAUUUGGAUGCCAUGUCUAUAGUCACAAAACAUGGGAAACCAGAUAUUUUCCUAACAUUUACUUGCAAUCCUGUUUGGCCUGAAAUUAGGAAUAACCUAGAUACAAACCAACAUUCCUCAAAUAGGCCCGAUUUUGUUUCGAGGGUGUUUAAGAGCAAAUUGAAGGAAUUAAUAGAAGAUAUUGAUAAACGACAUGUCAUGGGAAUUUGCGUUGCUUACGUUUACGUGAUAGAAUUUCAGAAAAGAGGCCUUCCUCAUGCGCAUAUGUUGAUUUGGUUGGAAGGAUCAGAUAAAAUCUUGGACUCUGCAGCAAUCGACCGUUUAAUUUCAGCAGAAUUUCCCGACCCUAUCACGCAUCCCAACUUGCACGAAUUGGUCAAAGUACAUAUGCUUCAUGGACCUUGUACUGCUGCUCGAUGCUUAGAUGACGAAGGACAGUGCAGCAAACAAUUCCCGAAAUCUUUGCGUGAAGAUACAUUAUACAAUUCCUCUGGAUAUCCGCUAUAUAAAAGACGGCCAAUAGAAGUACCUAUACACAUAGGUAGAAGAACAGUAGAUAACGGUUGGGUUGUACCAUACAAUGCUUAUCUACUUGAAAAAUACGAAGCUCAUAUUAACGUAGAGGCUUGUUCUUCAAUAAAAAGCGUGAAAUAUUUAUUUAAAUAUAUAUAUAAGGAUUUGAUAGAGCUCAAAUUGUCGUGCGAACUGUAGAGGAACAAGACGGUCAAACAACAACUAUUCAGGAACCUAUAUACAACGAAAUUCAAACGUUCAUGGACGUUCGCUAUGUUAGCGCACCUGAGGCAAUGUGGAGAAUUUAUACAUUCGAAAUGCACGAUAUGUCUCAUGCUAUCAUCAAACUUACUGUACAUCUUCCCAAUAUGCAACAAG
Molecule: messenger RNA, 2319 nt
Organism: Acanthoscelides obtectus
Lineage: Eukaryota; Metazoa; Arthropoda; Insecta; Coleoptera; Chrysomelidae
Source: the annotation of a GenBank genome assembly